ACGAACGGCGAUUCCACUUCGUUCCGAGGCUGGUGCUCCGUUUUCUCGCGCCUUCCCGCGCUCGCGUGGAACGACGACGGCGAGAUCGCGCUCGCCUCGUACUUUCUUUCUCUCUUUCAGUCCCGCGUCUUCGAAAUCGAAUCCCGGUGUCUCCCGCGCGGCGGACGAGCACGCGAAUAUCAACGGGACUACGAAGGUUUAACUCGCGAAGGUUACCUCGCCACGUGACGACGAAUCGUCGAUUUUCCCGCCGAUUUCGUGCCUCGCGCCGCCGCUGCAAUUUCGAUCGAUUCGCGUCGAUCUACGAACAUAAUCGCAUUCGAGGUCGAACGGAUCGUACUUGCGCGAGCAAUUGGCGUCGCCGGUGCACCUUUUCCAAACGCGUCUCGCUGCCUGCCCACCAGAAUUCCAUUUGCUCCGUCGAAAUCCUCGUAUUCUACUUUAAGACGGUCCCUCUUCUGCCCGUUCUACACCCAGGGACGAUCCCACUUGUGGCUCGUCCGAGCGAGAACGUAAAUGGACAGAGAGCGUCGUGUUGAGGCCGUUUAUGAACUCGGGUGCCAUUUCUACACAAAAAGACAGUCGAAAAUGACAGUGAAUCAUACAAAAACCAUAUUUAGUAAGAUAGUCAUAUUUAAAUGCCCGUGUAAACGUCUCCACACGGACGAGCCGCGAGUAGGAUCGUCCCUGGGUGUAGAACGGGCAGCAGCCAUCUUUUUCAGCGCUCGAUUGAAAAUUUCAAACGCCAAUAUUUGUCCUAUUACACCCCCGAACCGAGUGUUUUAUGUAUGAAAGUGUUCUGCUUAUCCUGGUAUUAUUUUGUGCAGAAAAGCCAACGGAAAGAGAAUUGCGAGCGCAAAAGCUAUACGCUUGACUGUGUCGGUAAGAAAGAUGGCUGAGGGAUCUUCCUGAGGCAAGACUUCAUCGUAAACCUGUGGGCUUUGCUUUCAGCUAGCAUGAUUUGUCGAGACAGACGCAACGGGAUAAUAUGGUGUUGCCCCGACACGCGCGUGACAAUCGCGAUUGGAUGUAGGCUGUAUAUUAUCUGUUAACGAUUUACGAUUUGUUAUCCGGUUGGUAAAAGAUGAUCGUCAAGAACAAGUCCUGCCGAUUGAACACUGCUUAAGUUAAAGUGAGCACAAGUUCCAUCAAAAUGGCAAUUGAAAGUAUUAUCUGCGGUGGAAAUACCCCGAAAGUGAAGAAAAAGAAAGCUAAGACAACUGAACGCAGUUGGAUAGAGGCAACAUUUCAAAAGAGGGAAUGUGCCAAGUUUAUUCCAAGCACUGAGGAUGAACACAGGUUUGUACACGUACAGGGAGAUAAGAGUGCCGAAUAUGAUGUGAUUACUACUUCCAGAUGUUGCUGUGGCAAUUCAUACACCCAUCAUUGUGGAACAGGGGCAGAUGUUCAAAGUUACCAUCUUGGUGAGAGCAGGGAGAAGGAUCGUGAGCAAUGGUCUCCAGGAAAAAAUACUCGUCCCUUUCCCACUGAUGCGUACGGUACCAUAGAAUUUCAAGGUGGCCCGCAUCCUACGAAAGCACAAUACGUAAGAUUGGCUCAUGAUACACGACCAGAACCGAUCGUACAAUUAUUAUGUCGGGAAUGGAAUUUAGGCUUGCCCAAAUUGUUAAUUACAGUCCAUGGUGGUCGAUCAAAUUUCGAGCUGCAACCGAGCUUGAAGAAAGUUUUGCGUAAAGGCUUAUUGAAAGCCGCUAAGACGACAGGAGCGUGGAUAUUUACAGGCGGAACAAACACGGGUGUUACACGACAGGUCGGUGACGCAUUAUUGUUGGAACGCUCUCAACGACAGGGUCGCGUAGUAAGUAUAGGUAUUGCUCCUUGGGGAAUCUUGGACAAAAGUCACGAAUUAGUUGGUCGCGGUGGAGAAGUAUCAUACGAUUGCGUCUCCUCACCAUGGACCAAGUACACAGUAUUAAACAAUCGGCAUGCUUACUUUUUGCUAGUAGACAACGGAACUGGCGGUCGGUAUGGCGCGGAGAUUGUUCUCCGCAGAAGAUUAGAAAAAUACAUCUCCAAUCAAAAAUUGCAGCCAUAUACACACAGCAGCAUACCGGUGGUCGCGUUAGUUAUCGAAGGUGGAACACAUACAAUCCGCGCAGUUUUGGAGUAUGUGACGGAUGAUCCACCUGUGCCCGUUGUAGUUUGUGACGGCUCGGGACGUGCAGCUGAUCUAAUCGCUUUUAUGCACAAAUGGAGAGAUGGGCAGACCGGUGAUGGAGAAGGACCGCUGGAGGGUGUCAAGGAACAAGUUUUGGAAACUAUUAAACGCACCUUUCAAGUCUCUGCUGAACAAGCGAGCCAGCUCUGCUCGGAGCUCUUGCAGUGUACACGAAAAAAACAUUUGAUCACUGUGUUCAGAAUAUCACAAGACAGGCCGCAAGAGCUUGAUCAAACGAUACUGACAGCCCUGUUUAAAUCGAAACAAUUAUCCCCGGCCGAGCAGUUGUCUCUUUCUUUAAUAUGGAACCGCGUGGACAUCGCCCGAAGUGAAAUCUUCGUCUACGGUCAAAAGUGGCCGCCCGGUGCUUUAGAUCAAGCUAUGAUGCAAGCGCUUCAGCAUGACAGGAUAGACUUUGUGAAACUUUUAUUGGAAAAUGGAGUAUCCAUGCGAAAGUUUUUAUCGAUACCUCGUCUUGAGGAACUAUAUAAUACGAAAGAAGGCCCGUCGAAUACACUCGGCUACAUCUUGCGCGACGUACGGCCGAAUAUCCCGCGAGGCUACAUGUAUACGUUGCACGACAUCGGCCUCGUGAUUAACAAGCUGCUGGGCGGUGCGUAUCGCGCGCAAUACACGCGGCGAAGAUUUCGCAUGAUUUAUACGAAGGUGAUGAAGAGAUCCGGCGGUCAUCAGCAGCAUUUGCAUCGGAACAGCUGCGCACCGAACUGCAAUACUCGCUAUUACGCGGGCUCCAGCGCAAAGUCUGACAGCCUGACCAUGAGUCUCCUCGCCGAGACGUUGCCGGCUAAUCGCGAUACUCCUCUCUUCGAUUAUCCCUUCAACGAGCUGCUUAUUUGGGCCGUGUUAACAAAGCGUCAGCAAAUGGCUUUGUUGAUGUGGCAGCACGGAGAGGAAGCGCUGGCCAAGGCUCUUGUCGCGCUGAAACUGUACAAGGCGAUGGCGCACGAGGCGGCCGAGGACGAUUUAGAAACGGAGGUCUAUGACGAAUUGCGCGGUUACGGCAAAGAAUUUGAAAACAUCGCGCUCGAAUUACUGGACUAUUGCUACCGACAAGACGACGAUCAAACGCAGCAGCUAUUAACUUCAGAACUUCAAAAUUGGUCGGGGCAGACAUGCCUGUCACUCGCAGUUACGGCAAAUCAUCGGCCGCUACUCGCGCAUCCUUGUAGCCAAAUCAUCUUGGCUGAUUUAUGGAUGGGUGGUCUUCGCACGCGUAAAAAUACUAAUUUAAAGGUGGUUUUGGGGUUGUUUUGUCCUCUGUACAUAACACGAUUGGAAUUCAAAACCAGAGAAGAAUUACAGCUGAUGCCCCAAACUCAGGAAGAGCAUCUGAUUGCUUUGGAAGAUGAGAAGGAAGAUAGCGAUUCUGAACACAGUGUUCCAGCAGGACCAGAUGUCGAGAAACGUCUGCGCAGGAGCCUGAGCAUACGCAACAAAUCCAGCGACCAACAAGGCGUUAAGGCUUUAAUUAGCAAUGAGCACAGCACAAUAAUCAAGGAGACGAUUGUCCAAGAGAACGGAAAAGUACUUACAGACAUUGAUGAUGGAAUACAUCGCGCUUACGGUCUUCAAUCUGAAUAUUACGAUAAUAAGACAACUAGACCGUUAAGACUGAAGAAGAAGUUAUACGAGUUCUAUACCUCUCCAAUAACAAAAUUUUGGGCAAAUGCUAUAGCCUACAUUAUUUUCCUACUUUUCUUCUCGUACUGCAUUUUGGUGCAUAUGGACGAUCAUCCGUCAGUAGCCGAAAUAUACGCGAUCGCAUACAUCUGUACUCUCGGGUGUGAAAAGGUACGUGAGAUAGCAACAUCGGAACCUGCAACGCUCUCGCAUAAGUUCAGCGUGUGGGCAUGGAACAUGUGGAAUCCCUGCGAUGCCGCUGCUAUUAUAUUUUUCCAAAUUGGACUGGCGUUACGUUUGCGGCAUUCGACUUUAUAUGUAGGUCGCGUCAUAUACUGCGUUGAUUGCAUCUACUGGUACUUACGAAUACUCAACAUUCUUGGGGUCAACAAAUAUUUCGGUCCUCUGGUGACUAUGAUGGGAAAGAUGGUGAAAAAUAUGAUAUACUUUGUGGUGCUUUUACUGGUGGUACUCAUGAGUUUCGGCGUAGCCAGACAAGCUAUAUUGAAUCCCAAUUCUGAACCACAGUGGCGCAUAGUACGAGACAUAUUUAUGGAGCCGUACUUUAUGCUGUACGGAGAGGUAUACGCGGAUAAUAUAGAUCCUGAUUGUGGGGAUGAACCGGGAAUGAGGCCGUGUCUUCCAGGUCGUUGGCUCACACCUGUAGUACAGUCCGUGUAUCUUUUAGUUGCCAAUAUUUUGCUGAUAAAUCUGUUAAUUGCGGUAUUUAACAAUAUUUUCAAUGAGGUAAAUGCUAUAGCUCAUCAAGUCUGGAUGUUUCAACGGUUUACGGUGGUUAUGGAAUAUGAGCAGAAACCAGUGUUACCGCCACCGCUUAUAGCGAUUUGCCACGUAUAUUUACUGCUGAGAUAUUUUCUGAAGCAUAUUACGCAAGGUAAAAGUACCACCGGCGAGACCUACGACAAUGGGCUGAAAUUAUUCCUGGAGGCCGACGACAUGGAACGACUGUACGACUUCGAAGAGGACUGCGUCGAGGGCUAUUUCCGCGAGCAGGAGCUCAAACUGCAAAUGUCCACGGAGGAGCGCGUGAAAAUUACAACAGAUCGGGUAGAGAAUAUGCAUCAGAAGAUCGAGGAUAUCGAUAAGAAAGAAAGCAAUCAAAACGCAUCUCUUCAGUCCGUCGAGUUUCGCAUCCGCAAGUUGGAGGAGUUGAGUCAGCAGACUUUAGCGCAUCUCGGAGUGAUUCAUCGUUUCAUGGCGACGUACAUGCCGAAUGAAGAACUCGCCGGUUUAGACACGUUCGAAAACAUUCGGCAGCGUCGGGUAUCGGAGCGAUCGGAGGCUCUGUCCGAGGCGGAUUCUCACACGCAGCUGCCAAUGAUUGCUCGGCGCAAAAGGCUUCUGCGAUCUCUUACCGAUGCUGCUUUCCUGAACGUUGGCAACCCGAUGGACGACGUUCUCAAGGCGUCCGAUGUUAUGGCUUCCCGUGAAAAUCUCAGUAGACACGAUUCUUCCAUAAGCGUGGACGCUCAGGUCGUCGGUCAGGACGACGUUAAAACAAUUACCAGUUUCGAAACGGAAGGCAGCAAAGACGUCCUCGAGAGCGAGGCGACUGGCAAGAAAGAAAUACCAUCCGAGAAAGGUAUGAGUCAGGAUAUCAGCAGGGAAGUAAGCAGGGAAGUGAGCAGAGAGAUGAGCAGAGAGGUCAGUACUGAGACUACCAGCAGAGAAGUCAGCAGAGAAGUCAGCAGAGAGACCAGCAGAGAGGCUAGCAAAGAGGCCAGCAGCGAGAAUCCGCCGUCAGACAUCAGGCAGGACUCGACGGAGCGUACUACACUCAGGCAAGACUCAGCGGAACGCAGUAUAACAUUCAGGCAAAAUAGCAGAACUCGAUCGGAAUCGGACGAUUUUAUGCUGCUGCCUCCGCCGGGUAUUCAAAGGGCCGUGACCUGGGCGGAGCCUCGCGUGGCCGUGAUCCCGUCGUCCGUCACCUCGGCCGGUAGCGGACAGAGGUCGAUUCUGUUGGCAAUGCGGGCCGAGUACACCAGCAUCACGGACGAGCUCGAGAGUUAUUGCGGCUUGCUGAGCCCGCCGAGGACGCCGCCGAUGUCACCGCAGCCGUCGCGGAUGCGCAACAUAUCGGACAUAUCGAAUCCCGAGAUAGCAUGGCAGAUAGAAAACGAACACCUGCGCGACGCGGAGGAAUGCGAUUAUCAACAGAUGGAGAAUCUGAUUCAGCGACGUUACGGCGGCGACGACGGCAACAACGACGAGAACGGUGGGCCGUCGAACGCGCACGCGGAUGAGGCCGGCGAUGUCGCGUGCUUCUUUAACGUGUCCAACGAGCACCGCCAGCUGCGUCGUGCCUCCGCGAUCGAGGAGGAUCCUCGUGUCCAACGGCCGCCGCCAACGAUCAGCGUCACCCGCGAGAUCGAACAAACGCUCGCGCGACCACCGAUCCGCGACCCGGAGGCGACCGACUCGAACGACAAGAAUCUGACCACCGUACCUACUCCUGCUUCCGAAACUAUGUGUUAAACUGAAACUCAAGAGGGAGAAUAUUGUUCGCAGAGCGCUCGAAAAUUUCUUUGUGAUUCGUCAAGUAAUCUUUUCUUAAGACUCGACCUUUUCUGACAUUGGACUUAAUUGGACUUAAAGCUGUGCUUAAUCUGAAGAGGAAAAUAAGUAGCAUCUGUGUGGUGGCAAUCACAAUUUACAUCAUUUUCAGUUCUUUUUUUGUACCGGUUCAACAAGAUCUCAAUUUCAUCAUCCCAAUGAGUGACCAAGAGUGGUACGCGGGGCCUUAAAUAAGUUGAUAUAGUAAAGGAAUGAGUGUAUACUUGGUUGUUUAAAAAAUACGUGCAGUGGCACUUGACAUCUUAAAUGGUCCACAUCUCUGUAAUCUUAACUCUUUUCCAGAAAUAUAAUUGGACGGAACUUGGCCGCAAUCUUUUGAAUGUUUUUAACGGUUGCAGAGAUUAUAAACUCAUCGGAGGCCCAGUCAACUCUAAUCUAAUAUUGUUUUUCAGUUCUUAUGCUUGUUUCAUUGAAGCAGAUCACGUUGACACGUGAUAAGCAAGUAUGAUAAAGUAGAACAGUGCAAAAGAAAAAUGUUAGGAGGAAGUGGCCGACUCUAGGCUAGAGCAAAAAACAUAGGAUAGAAGAUUCUGGAACAGGGGAAAUUUAUUACAAUAAU
Vollenhovia emeryi is the source of this 6977-nucleotide messenger RNA. RefSeq names its product transient receptor potential cation channel trpm (gene Trpm). Bases 1154 to 6319 code for a protein of 1721 amino acids. Gene Ontology annotation, cellular component: membrane. The transcript is spliced from 21 exons. The record is from RefSeq and is a predicted model, not a curated record. NCBI's taxonomy places the organism in Eukaryota, Metazoa, Arthropoda, Insecta, Hymenoptera, Formicidae. Gene Ontology annotation, biological process: monoatomic cation transmembrane transport; protein tetramerization. Gene Ontology annotation, molecular function: monoatomic cation channel activity.